GUGAUGCUCAACGCUCAUGUCCCGGAGAAGCUCAGGAUCAAGUACCAGAAAUGGAUCAGCGCCGAACAUAUUCCAGAAGAAUUUAAAGGCCGAGGUUAUGUGCCGUUCAUACCUGGGCACUUUUCAGAGACUCUUUUCAAAGAAUACACAAUAGCUUUCGAGGCCAGAUUUUCACCACUCCUGACGGAGGACGCCAUCCUACAACGGUUUCCAGAGACGUUCCUUUUAACCUGCGAGUACGACAUUUUACGAGACGAAGGCUUGCUGUACAAGAAACGGCUGGAAGACAAUGGUGUGUCCGUCACCUGGCAUCACCUGGAGGAUGGAUUCCACGGGAUCUCAUUGCUCGUAGGGUUUGGGCCCCUAGAAUUUCCUGGGACGAGGAGGGGUCUCAAAAACAUAAUCAAAUUCCUCGAACGGUACUAGAAACCGAACAGCCUCCUUCUCGUGUUUUGUUUGCCUUUCCAGCUUGGUGACCUUUGCCUGGUGCGUGCAUUUCUGUGAGACAGAGAGUGACAGGCACCCAUGCACAACUCCAUUGGUGCGAGGAGCGUGCCACCUCUUCCACUUGCAUGCAUGGCGCUCCAGGCAAGUUGCUGUACUGGGGGAUUGUUCUGACGAUCAUAAAAUUCCUACUUGUUUGGAGGUGACGGGAUAGCAGUCUUUCAGAAUUUGAGAGUGGACAGUCACUUGUCUGAAAUGGUAUAGGGAGUCCUGCUUGAGCAGAGGGUUGGACUAGAAGACCUCCAGGGUUCCUUUCAGCUCUACUCUGAUUGAAGUGAUGGACCGCUUUUAUGUUCGUCCAUCCAUGACUUCUUGUCCUCUUUGAGGUGCUUCCUUCCUCUCCAUGACGGCCCCUCAAAUAUUGGAUGACUGCUAUCAUGUCCCCCGUACUCCUCUUUUCCAUUAAACGAGAUUUACUUAAUUCUUGCGCCCAUUCUUCACAGGUGUGAGCCUCCCGUCCCCUAAACUUCCUUGUUGCUCUUUGCUAUGCUCUUUCUGAAGUCUCCAAUUUUUUUGGUAUCACGGUG
This is a messenger RNA of Pseudonaja textilis, 1031 nucleotides long. Lineage: Eukaryota; Metazoa; Chordata; Lepidosauria; Squamata; Elapidae. The record is from RefSeq and is a predicted model, not a curated record.